ACGCGAUCCGUCGAGGCCGCCUACGACCGUGCCAGACACACCAACUCUCCAACAACGAUUUAUUCGCGCCUGCUCCAGCAAGAAGCGAGUUGACAACAACUUUCAGUUACGUCCGGAGCUCGGCGCCGGAUCCUGCAGUUUCGGCCUGAGAUUGACGGAGCUUGGCCAACACACGCACGGCGAGCUGCACCUUAUUGGGUUCAAGCUCGAGCAGAUGGGUCGCCACGACAUGGCUUGCACCGACGGCUCGCUCGCUUUCAAGCAGCGCGCGCAUCCUGAAAUCAAAGAGUGGGUCAUGGAUCUGGUGCGCAAGGGGUGCUCGGAGGCGUCCAUU
This is a messenger RNA of Capsaspora owczarzaki ATCC 30864, 334 nucleotides long. RefSeq lists its product as hypothetical. The record is from RefSeq and is a predicted model, not a curated record. NCBI's taxonomy places the organism in Eukaryota, Filasterea, Ministeriida, Capsasporidae. The transcript has a single exon. The annotation marks the transcript as partial.